UUUACUUCCGGCAGCAGGCGGUAGGGCCAUGGCUGCCCUUCUGCGAGCUGUGCCUAGGUUUUGGGGAAAAGCUGUGUGGGAAAGGCCUCUCCAUAGGCUGUGGUGCUGCAGUGGACAGGAGGAUCCUAAGAGGUGGGUGGGCAGCAGGUCACCCAUCUCGAAGGAGAAACCACCGAACGCAGAGACUGAGAAAUUCUGGAUGUUUUACCGUUUUGAUGCCAUCACAACCUUCGGGUUCCUGUCUCGACUGAAGUUGGUACAGACUGCCCUGACAGUGGUAGCUUUGCCACCAGGCUAUUACGGGUACUCCCAGGGCCUCCUCACUCUCAACACCGUGUGCCUCAUGAGUGGGAUAUCGGGCCUUGCCCUGACCAUGCUGUGCUGGAUGAGCUAUUUCUUACGGAGACUGGUUGGUAUCCUGUAUCUGAAUGAGUCUGGCACCAUGCUGCGGGUGGCCCAUCUGAACUUCUGGGGCUGGCGGCAGGACACAUACUGUCCCAUGGCAGAUGUGAUUCCCCUGACGGAAACCAAGGACCGGCCUCAGGAGGUGUUCGUGCGUAUCCAGCGGUACAGUGGGAAACAGACCUUCUACGUCACCCUGCGCUAUGGACGCAUCCUGGACAGAGAGCGUUUCACACAGGUGUUUGGGGCACAUCAGAUGCUCAAGUGAACAACUGGGACCUGGACCUCUGGGUAACCCUGGGUCGCCUGGAUUAACAGGAAGGCUGAGGGUGUGGACAAGGCUGAAGAAAGGGGAUUGGGUACUUGGAGACUUUGCCUGGGCCCCUGGGAACAUAUGUUUUGUGGUGAAGAAAUUCACAAGGCAAGAGCUGGUGUCCAGGUUUAGGAAAAAGGCUCUAAGCAAGUUCUUAUAGCACUUGUUUGUGACAUUGAGUCAGAUAAUGGCCAGAAGUUUUUGUUAAGAGCCAGUUCUUAGAAGAACCUAUGCCAAGGUCACCCAGACAGUCCAUUGGUGUGAAAUCGAAAGGCAAGAGGUGUGUCGGGGGAGCGUAGGAUUUGGAGUCAGAAGUCUUAGUUCUGUCACUUGUCCUGGGGCAGGUUACUGAGUCUCUUUGAGCCUUGGUUUUCACAUCUGUAAAAUGGAAAGUCCUACUUGUUUCAUGGGAUGGGUGUGGGAAUAAUAAAUGUCAAACGUGUGGCAGACUCAACAGCCUAGAGCAGAUAUUAUUAAGCAUUUGGUCAGAGGUUUUAGCAUGGAGAAAGGCUUCGAGCCGUCAGCGGGGACUUCCAGAGCCCUGUGCUGUGCCCCUCACAUACCCAGCGGCAGAAAGGUCUGCCAGGAUGUUAACUACACAUCGACAAGCAGAGAUGUCGUCCAGGUGAGCACGAAACCCCAGUUGAGAUUUGUUCACCACCCAGAGGUCUAGAGGCUCUUGCUGUGGAUGGCCCUGCAGUGUAAUAAAGCCAAAUGGACCGGA
Nomascus leucogenys (northern white-cheeked gibbon) is the source of this 1439-nucleotide messenger RNA. NCBI's taxonomy places the organism in Eukaryota, Metazoa, Chordata, Mammalia, Primates, Hylobatidae. The record is from RefSeq and is a predicted model, not a curated record.